This is a messenger RNA of Patiria miniata (bat star), 1899 nucleotides long. It is a transcript of the gene gpn1, whose product is annotated as GPN-loop GTPase 1-like. The coding region runs from base 48 to 1238 and encodes 396 amino acids. Gene Ontology annotation, molecular function: ATP hydrolysis activity; GTPase activity. The transcript is spliced from 13 exons. The record is from RefSeq and is a predicted model, not a curated record. Lineage: Eukaryota; Metazoa; Echinodermata; Asteroidea; Valvatida; Asterinidae.
GUGUCAAAAGAUGCACCAAUUACUGGAACGUUGCCUACAUUUUAGAAAUGGCCCUUAUUUUCAAAAUGGCGGCGUCCAUGGCAGAACGCAUGGAGACCACCGGUGAAGGAGAAAGUGCGCGUGAAGUGGGAAUGCAUAACACAGAUACAAAACCACCGUGCUUAAUAGUGCUGGGAAUGGCAGGGUCUGGAAAGACAACCUUUGUUCAGAGGAUCACAGCUCACUUGUAUGCAAAGAAGCAGCCACCGUACGUCAUCAAUUUAGAUCCUGCAGUCCAUGAAGUAAGCUUUCCUGCAAACAUAGAUAUUCGUGACACAGUCAAGUACAAGGAGGUGAUGAAGCAGUACGGACUGGGCCCCAACGGAGGAAUCAUGACCUCGCUCAAUCUGUUUGCCACACGCUUUGACCAAGUCAUGGAGUACGUGGAGAAACGUAGCCAAGAAACAAAGUAUGUUAUUGUUGACACUCCAGGCCAGAUUGAGGUGUUUACAUGGUCCGCUUCGGGAGCUAUCAUCUCAGAAACAAUGGCGGCAUCCUUUCCAACGGUGAUCGUUUACGUGAUGGACACGGCACGCAGCGUCAACCCAGUCACCUUUAUGUCCAAUAUGCUGUAUGCCUGCAGCAUUCUAUACAAGUACAAACUUCCCUUCGUAGUUGUCAUGAACAAGAUCGACAUCGUGGACAAUGAGUUUGCCCUGGAGUGGAUGCACGACUUUGAAGCGUUCCAAGACGCGUUGAAUCAGGAGACGUCCUACACAUCCAACCUGACCCGAUCCAUGAGCCUUGUUCUGGAUGAGUUCUACCAAAACCUCAGAGCUGUGGGUGUCUCUGCAGUGACUGGACAAGGACUGGACGCAUUCUUUAAAGCCGUCGAUGAGGCAGUUAAUGAAUAUGAAACGGAAUACAAGCCAGAAUAUGAAAGGAUCAAGAGAGAACAGAUUGAAGCGGAAGAAAAGAAGAAACAAAAGCAGUUGGAGAGAUUAAAGAGGGAUAAGGGCAAAGGUCAAAGUGUCACGCUGCCUGGGUCACCCGCUGCCAUGGCAACAGAUACAGGUGACGCGAUGAGGUCACCUGUUGCACUUGGUCUCGGCAUCCAAGACGAUGACGAUGAUGAAGAUGAAGAUGACAAAGAUGAAGAGGAAGAGUUAAGAGAGGCGGAGUCAUUCCGGAGGUUUCUGCAGAGCCAGGGUGCUCAUCAAUCCAGCCAACGUGAGGGGGACGGUAAACCAGGAACUUGACACACAGACACUCACUAUACCAAGUUCUGCAGGACUGACUUGAGAUUGUAUUGAGCCCGCUGGAAAAAGAACAGCAUCUUGCACUUGAGGUUUGCUUCAGUUUUCCAAUGACCUACCUUUCUGCUCCACCAUAUUCUUCAAGCCAGAGGGCCACGCAUAUACCUACAGGAAGCACAGGUCCACCUGGGAAAAGAACAGCCAUUAACUUUAAACAACUCCAUCUGGAGGUAAAAAAGCCAUCUACAAAAAAAACUGUAUAAUCCAAUGAUCACAUUUUCUGAUCAUCAGUUGUUGACUUUUGGUACAAUGACCUAGUUGAAUGUUUUUGUUUGUUUGUUUACAUUUGCUUGUUACUUCCCGUCUUAACAGAAAUACUGAAAUUACAAUACUGAAACUCCAUGGUAGUGAGAUAACAGGCAUGUCACUUUUCCUCGGAUCGGCUGAUUUCCUCAUUUUUUAAUUUCACACUUAUUCCAUUAAAAAUGAAAAAAACUGUUUAAAACUUGGAGUAGGCUCUCUUUUUGUUACUUGCCAGUUGCAUGCCCAAGUUAAGUGUGGUAAAUAGACUUGCUUAGCGCUUCUAACUUGGUUUUAGUGGUACUAGGUCCCCUUUAUAGUGUUGGACAAGUUAUCAAAGAGUUUGUGGCAACUGUGGAUAUUC